CCAAUCCAUUCUGCCUUUUUCAGGUACUGCAUUGACUUUCAGGUAUAUGGGAAGUCACUGUGGCCCACAGCAACCAGUAGGAAAAAAUAUAAAUUCAAUAUGGCACCCAUUUUAGAUUGGAAGAAGCUUAUGAAAGUAGAUCCAGAUGCUCUGCCUCGUCAAGAGGAACUAGCAGACAGAUUGCUGGAGACUGUGUCCAAGGUUGAUGGGAAAGACUUAAAAACUGAAACUCCGGAACAACUGAUACACCUUUUUAAAAUUACUCAGUCACUAAUGAAGAUGAAAGCUCAAGAGGUAGAGCUGGCACUAGAAGAAGUUGAAAAAGCUGGGGAAGAGCAAGCCAAAUGUGAAAAUCAAUUUAAAACAAAGGUGAUGAAACUUCAAAAUGAAUUAGAGAUGGCACAAAGAUCUGCUGGUGGUCGUGAUACUCGGUUUUUGCGUGAUGAGAUCCGCCGACUGGAAAAGCAAUUAGAACAAAAAGAAAGACAGUUAGCAGAUACAGAAAAAGAACUGGAAAAAGAGAAGAAAGUGAAUGAGCAGCUUGCUCUUCGAAAUGAAGAUGCCGAAAAUGAAAACAUCAAAUUAAGGAGAGAGAAUGAACAAUUGCGUCAGGAUGUAGUUGACUAUCAGAGGCAAAUAGAUUCUCAAAAAGAAACAAAUCUGUUACGAAGAGGCGAGGAUUCUGAUUACAGAUCACAGUUGUCCAAAAAGAACUUUGAGCUUGUCCAGUAUUUGGAUGAAAUUCAGAAUUUGACUGAAGCUAAUGAGAAGUUAGACAUUCAAAACCAAGAAAUGAGGAAGAAUCUUGAGGAAUCAGUGCAAGAAAUGGAGAAGAUGACUGAUGAAUAUAACAGAAUGAAACUAAUUGUGCAACAAUCUGAUAUGGUUAUGGAUCAGUUAAGAAAAGAGAAAGAACAGUACAAAUUUCAAGUUCAGGAGCUUUCAGACCAGCUGAAAGCAAAGAACGAAGAGGAUGAUCCACUCAUGGCAGCUGUAAAUGCAAAAGUGGAAGAAUGGAAGAAAAUCUUAGCUUCAAAAGAUGAUGAACUCCUAGAGUAUCAGCAAAUGUUGUUUAACUUGAAAGAGAAAAUGAAAAUGGCCCAACUUGAUGUAGACAGAAACAGCAUAAUGGCCCUUCAGCAGGGUGUGCAAGAGCGAGAUGCUCAGAUAAGAUUGCUUACUGAGCAAGUUGAACAGUAUACCAAAGAAAUGGAACAAAAUGCAUUUGUUAUUGAGGAAUUAAAAAAUGAUCUCCAAAAAGAUAAAGGUCACUCAUCUCUUGCUCAGCAGAAUCGUAUUGGGGAUAUGCAAGAAAAGUUAAAAAUGCUAGAAGAGAGAACUAAGGAGGCUGAGAAAUCAGCAGAAUUAGCAGAAGCAGAUGCUAGAGAAAAGGACAAAGAGCUUAUUGAGGCUCUAAAACGAAUGAGAGACUAUGAACUGGGAAUAUAUGGUUUGGAAGAGGCUGUUGCUGAAAUAAAAGAUUUAAAAAAGCAAAUCAAAAUACGCGAUCAUGAGAUUGAAACAUUAAUUAAGGAAGUCAAUAAACUUGAACUUAAAAUAAAUGAUUUUCUUGAUGAAAAUGAAGAACUUAGAGAGCGCUUAGGUCUUGAGCCAAAGACAAUGAUUGAUUUAAAUGAAUUCAGAAACAGCAAAGCACUGAAGCAGCAGCAAUAUAGAGCUGAAAACCAGAUUCUUUUGCAAGAGAUUGAAAGACUAGAAGAGGAAAGGAUUGAACUGAAAAAACAGGUUCGUAAGUUGGCUCAGGAGAAAGGAAGAAGAGUUGCAACAAUAGGAUUGGAAGCUGGUGAUGUGCAGGUAACUGAUAGCUUUACUGAAGAGAAGGGAAUGAAUACGAGGAAGUUGGAUUUUUUGAACAGACAUGAUAUUGCUGAAGUAAAAGCAAAGGCUAGCAGCUUGUGUAACGUGGAAGGGAGAAACACACUUGCAGAUAGAGAAGCACCAGUUAGACUUUUGAAGUCAGAGAAAGAUAUAUCUGAAAACACUAAGGCUGUGGGAAAUCUACCUAGAAGAUCUGCUGGCAUCCUUGAGAAUUUAGAUCACUUGGAAAAAAAUAGAAAUACUUCUUCCAUUCGUUUAGUUUCAAAACAUGUGACAGAGUGGCAACUAGUUGAUGACAACUAUAAUUCUGAAACUCUUAGUAUAAAAGAGCUUUUCGUAUCACCAGAACUACAAUUUACACAGGCAUCAGGGAUAACAGAUUAUACAGACAAUAGAGAGAUAUCAAAAGACUUAAAAUCAGACCACACAGGUUCGUUUUCUGCUUAUCAGAGAAUGUGUCAGACCUCUGAGGUAAAUAACCAGAAUUACAGAAACAAACCAUCUUUUCAGAAUCGAGUGUCCAUAACUUCUAAUUCAGACCAAACAGGUCAGGAAAAUUUUUGCUCAGGACUAUAUCUCAGCAAAAACUCUCUGAUUCCAUGUGCAUCUGCUCUUGGAAAGCCAGUAACGCACAAAACACAAAUAAUGACAUUGAUGGAUAAGCAAGACUGUUCGCAAGUAAAGUUUUCUGAUUUAACUACCUUUCAAGAACACAGAGAAGGAAAGGAAUGCCUAACAGAAUUGUUGCAAGUAAAAACUUUGGGAAGUGGACUUGAAAAUGGACAAUCAGAACACUCAGGUCAGGUAGAUCCUGUUGAAAAUCUCAUAGAGCAAUUGAGGAGAGAAUUAGCCCUUCUUAGAUCACAGAAUGAGUAUCUUGCAAAUGAAUUAAGUGUGAGAGAGAGAGAUUUGGAGAAGAACAGGACUGUAAUAGCCAAAUUUCAAUCUAAAUUAAAAGAAUUAUCAGAAGAGAAUAAACAACUUGAACAAGGAAUGAAAGAAAUAUUGCAAGCUGUCAAGGAAAUGCAGAAGGAUCCUAGUGUGAAGGGAGGAGAAACAGCCUUGAUAAUCCCUAGUCUGGAUCGUUUAGUUAAUGCAAUGGAGUCAAAGAAUUCAGAGGGAAUCUUUGAUGCUAGUGUGCACUUGAAAGCUCAGGUUGACCAGCUUACAGGACGAAAUGAAGAAUUAAGAAAGGAACUUAAACAGACUCAGAAGGAGGCAACAAAUUUCUCAAAUCAGCUGGCAAAUGCAAAUGAAAAGAUUGCACAACUGAAAAAUGAAAUUUCCUUAUUACGUCAGUCAGAAGAUGCCAAUAUUGUCUUCCGAACAGUGAAUCUUCCAGAAGGAAUGACUCCUUCAAGUGUUAAUAUGAUUAAUUCUCUGAAUGAAUAUUUAAUACGUCUUAUACAGGAACUGGAAAAUAAAGAAGAGUUACUUAAACAACUAGAAGAUGCAGUAGAGGACUACAAGCGAAAAUUUGCAGUAAUUCGUCAUCAGCAAGGCUUGCUGUAUAAAGAAUAUCAAAGUCAAAAGGAAAGCUGGCAGAAAGAAUCAGAAGGUAUGAAAGAGGAAAAGAAAAAGCUAGAAGAGCAAAAAGAACAGGAUGCUACAAAAAUAAAGGCAUAUUCUAAUUUACUCAGUGCACUUCAGCUGGAUCCUGAUGAAACAAAAAAAGUACUUGCAGAAAAUAAUAGAAAAAUAACUGUUUUACGAGUUAAUGAAAGGUCACUAACAAGGCAGUAUACCACUUUGCUUGAAACGGAACGGCAUCUUAGAAAAGAAAAUGAGAAACUGAAGGGUGAAAUAACACAUAUGGAGACUGCAGUUGUAGGGAAGAUUGGAAACUUGCAACGAUUCAAGGAGAUGGCUAGCUUUAAGAUUGCAGCUCUGCAAAAAGCGUUGGAUGGUAGUGUGCCGUUGUCUGAGCUAGAACUGGCUAAUAAGCAGUAUAACGCAUUAACUGCUAAAUACAGAGAUAUGUUACAAAAAGAUAACUUGCUCGUCCAACGGACAACAAACAUGGAACACAUGGAGCGUGAGAAUGAAUCCUUGAAAGCACAGAUAAAUUUAUUGAAUAAGGAACUGGAGAUCACAAAAGAGAAACUUCACACUGUGGAACAGGCUUGGGAACAGAUGACUAAACUGGGGGAUGACAAUGCCAUGGACAAGGCCACAAAAGCAAUAACCAACAGUGAGAUUUUGUCCAUUUCUAAGAAAAUCACAAUGUUGGAAAUGAAGGAACUAAAUGAAAGACAGAGAGCAGAACAUUCUCAACGAAUGUAUGAACAUUUAAGGAACACUGUAAAGCAAAUAGAAGAACGUAAUUUUGAAUUGGAAACAAAAUUUGCUGAGCUCACCAAAAUCAACCUUGAGGCACAGAAAGUGGAACAGGAAUUAAGAGAUGAACUGUCAAAGAGUGUAACUAAGGCAGUAAGUGAUGCAGAUAGACGACAAAUCAUGGACCUAGAGAAGCGUGAGAUGGAGCUCAAGACUGAAGUAUCAAAGUUAAGAGAACUGUCUGAUGUAGCAAAAAUGCAAGUUGAAGCUCUGGAGGCACGCCAGCAAUACAGAGAUAAAGAAGUAGAAUCUCUUAGAACGCAAAUUUUAGACUAUCAGGCACAGUCAGAUGAAAAAGCAGUUAUUGCAAAACUGCAUCAACAUAUCAUAGCCCUUCAAGGUAGUGAAUCUGCUGCUAUAGGCAAAUUGGAGGCACUUAAAUUGAAACUACAGAAGAUGGAGAUCCAUAAUCUGCGUUUAGAGCAGAAGCUUGACGAGAGAGAGCAAGCCUUAUAUUUUGCCCGACUGGAAGGGAGAAAUAGAGCCAAACAUCUACAACAGACAAUUCAGUCUCUGAGGCGACAGUUUAGUGGUGCUCUGCCUUUAGCGCAGCAAGAAAAAUUCUCUAAAACAAUGAUUCAGCUACAGAAUGACAAACUGAAGAUCCUGGAAGAAGUUCAGCAUGCCCAGCAGGAGCGUCGAAAUGCAGAAAACAGAGCAUUAGAGAUGGACUUAAAACUGAAAAGUUUAGAAGAAUUAGUAAGUGCACUGAAGGAUACAAGAGGAGCUCAAAAGGUAAUUGAAUGGCAUAUGAAGAUGGAGGAACUCCAUCUGCAGGAACUUAAACUCAAUCGAGAGUUAGUCAAGCAAAAGGAAGAGGUGAAGUAUUUGCAUAAUAUAAUUUCUGAAUACGAACGUACAAUCAAUAAUCUGGAAGAAGAAAUUGUACAGCAAAACAAGUUUCAUGAAGAAAGGCAAAUUGCUUGGGACCAGAGGGAAGUAGAACUGCAGUGCCAGUUAGACCUGUAUGAUCAUCAACAAAAUGAAAUACUUAGUACAGCUCUAAAGUUAGAAGAGGCUACAGGAUCAGUUCCAGACCCUAGUUUGCCACUCCCACAACAACUUGAGUUGGCUUUGGGAAAGAUUCAGGAGCAUAUUCGAACAAUCCUAGAAACUAGGGCAACCUGCAAAUCACUGGAGGAGAAAUUAAAAGAAAAGGAAAUGGCUCUGUGGAAAGCUGAACAAAAUGUUUUAUCAAGAGACAAAGUUAUAAAUGAACUAAGACUUCGAUUACCUGCAACAUCAGAAAGAGAGAAAAUAAUGGCUGAAUUAGGCAAACAAGAAGGUGAUCCAGAGUACCAUCGUGCCAUAAAAAUUGCUCAUCAAACCAUUGCAAACAUGCAAGCAAGAUUAAAUCAAAAGGAAGAAGUGUUAAGAAAAUACCAACGUUUGCUUGCUAAAGCGAGAGAGGAACAAGAGGAAAUAGCAAAGAAGCAUGAGGAAGACCUUAGAGUUCUACACCAGAAGUUAAAUUUGCAUACUGACAAUUCCCUUAAUAAAUUCAAGCAGACUGCUUUGGAGUUAAUGAAAAAGACUUCUUUAUCGCUUUCCAACAACAAACAUUUUCUCCGCUUAGCUGAAAUGGAGCAAACUGUAGCAGAACAGGACAAUUCUCUUGCUUCACUUGUUGGAAAGUUAAAGAAAACAUCAUCUGAUUUGGAGAAACAAAAACAAAUUACUUUAAUGAAAAUUGAAGAGUUUGAGACUAUCAGAGCCCAGAUUCAGAAAAAACACACCGUUGAUGUGGAACAGCUAAAAGAUGAAGCAGACGAAUUGAGGAAAAUACUGUCUCAGAUGGAGAAGGAAUUAGCAAAUGUAAAAGCUGAACUAGAGGUCCAAAAAGAAGCAAACAAUAGAGCACCCACAGCAACACUGAAGAACUUGGUGGAACAGCUGAAGAGCCAGUUAGCCAUGAAAGAGAAGCAGCAGAAAGCUUUGAGUAAAGCACUUCUGGAACUCCGAGCAGAAAUGACUGCUAAUGCUGAACAGCAGAUUAUUUCUGCUGCAUCACAAAAAGAGGCAUAUAUGAAUGUCCAGGAGAUUGUUGACAGACAAACAAAGGGGCUUACGGCACAGAUAGAGGAAUUAAAUAAUCAGAUUACAAAACUUACAGAUAACCUUAAAAUAAGUAAAACCAGGGAAAGUUCUUUGUCUGAUGAAAGGGAUGAGUUGAACCAAGAACUUCAGAGGAAACAAAAAGCAUUUGCUAAAAUGUUGAGAGAAAAAAAUGAAAUGGAAAAAGAAAAUGAAGAACUGAAGAAACGGAUUAGGAGGCUAAACAGUAGCAUUCAGAGCAAAUCUGAUGAACAAAAUCUGAUAGAUGCACUUCAGAAAAAAAAUAAAAAGUUGGAAAGUGAACUUGAGAAGAAGUGUGAAGAAACAGAAAAAAAAGGGGUAAGGGAAGACACGACCUCCAAAGAAGAAAUAAUUAGAUGGGAAGAAGGUAAAAAAUGGCAAAUCAGAAUGGAAGGACUGCGGAACAAACUAAGGCAAAAGGAAAAAGAAGCAGAUGCUUUAGCCAAACAGUUGAAUACAUUGAAGGAAAUUUAUACCAAGUCUGAAAAAGAGAAAAUUGCUCUACAGAAGAAACUGAAAACUACUGGUGUCACUGUUGACCGUGUUGUUGGAGUAAGAGCCUCAGAGACUGAAAAAGAACUGGAAGAACUAAGAAAACGGAAUCUAGAUUUAGAAAAUGAAGUUGCCCACAUGAGAACACAGCAAGCAAUCCCGCGAGAUUCUGUGGUAGAAGAAUUGCAUUUCAAAAAUCAGUACCUCCAGGAAAAGCUUCAUGCAUUGCAGAGACAGUGUUCAAGAGAGACAUAUUCUAGACCUUCGAGUACAUGUGACCAAACUGAACUGACCAAGUCUGUUCCUAUCAGUAUCAGUAAGCAAAAGUAUUUGAAUUCCCUUCAAAAGAAAUCUGUUUCAAAUAGGGAUGAGAUCAAUCAUCAGACUAAUCACAGCAUUACUGAUGGCAAUGAAAUAGAUGAGGAAGCAAACAUGCAAAGAUGCAUCAUGCAUAAUGAAGGCCAUGAGGCUAUUGCGCAUGCAAGUACAGAAGCAUCUCCUGAACAGCAUCCUGAAGAUAGUGAGAAAUGCAAGGACAAAGGUAGUUCUAGGGAAGGACUGAAAAACAAAAAUAUAGCUGAAGCUGGUGAAGAGAACUGCAGUGAAAAAGAAGAAAAUAUAAACCAAUCUGAAAAUGAAAAAUUUAAUGAGGAAUUUGAAGAAGAGGAGAGGAAGCAAGAAAUACUAAAGCAAUCAAAUGUUGAUGAGGAAGAAAGUGUAGAAGAGCCUUGUACUGACAGAAUGAGCUGCAAUCAGUCUGAUUCAGGGGAACCUUCUAAUCAAACUAAUGACUAUGAAGCAGAAAAAAUAAAUGGGAAUAAUGAAAUGAAUCAACACACUCCAGAGGAUAAACAUGAAACUUGCCAAAGUGGUACAGAGGGGGUGGAAACAACCCCAGAAUUUUGUGAAAUGCCCGAGACUUCAGGAAUAGGAUCAGGUGAUCAAUAUCGAAGAGAACAAGAGGUUUUAAAGGAAAAUUUAAGAUUGUCAUCUGAAAACAUUGAGCUACGAUUCCAGCUAGAACAGGCCAAUAAAGAUUUGCCAAGACUGAAGGACCAAGUAGGUGACUUAAAAGAAAUGUGUGAACUUCUCAAAAAAGAGAAAACAGAUGUUGAACGAAAGCUGAGCAGUAUCAGAGGGGCUGGUAGAAGUGGAAAGACAGUCCCAGAAUUGGAAAAAACAAUUGGUUUGAUGAAAAAGGUUGUAGAGAGAGUCCAAAGAGAAAAUGAAGAUCUGAAAAAAGCUCCAGCUGUGGUUUCUAAUGAGAAAUUACUUGGUCUUGAGCAGGAAAACGAGAAGCUAAAGUCUGAAAUGGAAAAAAUGAAACUUCAUCUGGGGGGCCAGCUGAGUAUGCAUUAUGAGUCUAAAACCAAAGGAAUGGAAAAAGUCAUUACUGAAAACGACAGGCUGCGUAAAGAACUGAAAAAGGAAGCUGACAGUGGAGAGAAGCUAAGAAUAGCAAAGAAUAACUUGGAGAUACUAAAUGAGAAGUUAACGGUACAGCUGGAGGAAACCACUAAGAGGCUAAAUUUGGCUGAGAGCCAAUUUGAUGGAGCGGACAGCAAAAGCUGGAAAUCUGUUGUAACAAGGAUGCACGAAACUAAGAUGAAGGAAAUGGAAAUGGAUAUUGCUAAGAAAACCCAAAGCAUUACUGACCUUAAACGGCUGCUUCAGGAAGCAACAGAACGUGAACACAAUGCCAAUAAAAACGUACAAGAUCUAAAAGAACAAAUUGAGCUUCUCAAACAGUUCCCUGAAGGUGCAAGGACAGAGCAAAGCCUCAUCAGGGAGCUGCAGCUUUUAAGAUUAACUAAUAAUCGAUUAGAGAAAGAAAAAGCAGAACUAGCUCAUGAGGUGGAGGAUUAUAAGCACCACAUACAUACACGUACAAGUGAAAGUCCUGCAGCCGGACAUAAUGAAAUCGUAGAGAAGGAUAAAAAUAAGUUAAUGACAGAAGUAGCUGACCUCCAGACACAGUUGAAAGCCUCAGAGCUGGAAAAACAGCAAUUAAAGGAAGAAACAAAAAAGCUGAGAAGAGAACUAGAAAACUUUGACCCUUCCUUUUUUGAAGAAAUUGAGGAUCUGAAAUAUAACUACAAUGAAGAAGUAAAAAAAAAUAUUAUCUUAGAAGAGAGAUUAAAGCAGCUUUCUGAAGAGUUUGGCAUUCAAGGGGAUAGUCCAGGCAACGUUUCUGUUGAUUAGGCUAAUGUUUAGUAUCUGCAGUAUUGAUGCAGAAAAUAAAUUCCAGGGCAGCUACAUAAUACUGAUUUAUUUGUCUGUUUUC
Messenger RNA from Egretta garzetta (little egret), 9028 nucleotides. It is a transcript of the gene CEP290, whose product is annotated as centrosomal protein 290. The transcript is spliced from 56 exons. The coding region runs from base 100 to 8946 and encodes 2948 amino acids. NCBI's taxonomy places the organism in Eukaryota, Metazoa, Chordata, Aves, Pelecaniformes, Ardeidae. Gene Ontology annotation, biological process: kidney development; camera-type eye development. The record is from RefSeq and is a predicted model, not a curated record.